AUGCCUACAAAUAACAGCAAAGCCUCCAUGCCUAACGUGCACAAUUAUCUUAUUGAGGCCCACACGUGUCAUCGGAUGGACGGUCAGGUGAUGCCUUUCCCGAAGCAGUUUAUGUUCUGGAGUCGUGGUUGCUACCUAACGGCUCCGACCGAGGGCAUCCUUGGGUUGGAUGAAAAUGGCAAGUUGAGCAAACAUCCCCCUUAUAGUUUGCCCUUUAACGUCAGCAUACCAAAGGCCGUUGCCGUAGCCGUGGUCGUGGGCGGAAAAUGGACAGAACUGGACUCCAUGGGCGACUGUUGGAAGAGCAGUGUACAGAUGAAACAACACUGGGGUACCGAGAAAAAGCUCACCGUCCUUGCUAAAUACGCCGCCAGCGACACCGCAUACAGCCCCCUCCUCGAGUACUCAUUGGCAGUGUGA
Molecule: messenger RNA, 420 nt
Organism: Dibothriocephalus latus
Lineage: Eukaryota; Metazoa; Platyhelminthes; Cestoda; Diphyllobothriidea; Diphyllobothriidae
Source: the annotation of a GenBank genome assembly